Molecule: messenger RNA, 5490 nt
Organism: Urocitellus parryii (Arctic ground squirrel)
Lineage: Eukaryota; Metazoa; Chordata; Mammalia; Rodentia; Sciuridae
Gene: Ptpru
Product: protein tyrosine phosphatase receptor type U
Biological process (GO): protein dephosphorylation
Cellular component (GO): membrane
Molecular function (GO): protein binding; protein tyrosine phosphatase activity
Source: RefSeq, a predicted model, not a curated record
GCUCGGGCUCAGGAGGCGGCGCCCCCCGCGCCGGGCCCCGGGGCAGGCGGCGGCGUAGCAGCCAUGGCCCGCGCCCAAGCUCUCUUCCUGGCGCUUACCUUCCAGCUCUGCGCGCCCGAAACCGAGACUCCGGCAGCUGGCUGCACCUUCGAGGAGGCGAGUGACCCAGCAGUGCCCUGUGAGUACAGCCAGGCCCAGUACGACGACUUCCAGUGGGAGCAAGUGAGGAUCCACCCGGGCACGCGGGCCCCUGCAGACUUGCCCCACGGCGCCUACUUGAUGGUCAAUGCUUCCCAGCACGCCCCAGGCCAGCGGGCCCAUGUCAUCUUCCAGAGUUUAAGCGAGAACGACACCCACUGUGUGCAGUUCAGCUACUUCCUGUACAGCCGAGAUGGCCACAGCCCUGGUACCCUGGGCGUCUAUGUGCGUGUUAACGGGGGCCCCCUGGGCAGCGCUGUCUGGAAUAUGACUGGAUCCCAUGGCCGUCAGUGGCACCAGGCUGAGCUGGCUGUCAGCACCUUCUGGCCCAAUGAAUAUCAGGUGCUGUUUGAGGCCCUCAUCUCCCCAGACCGCAGGGGCUACAUGGGCCUAGAUGACAUCCUGCUUCUCAGCUACCCCUGCGCAAAAGCCCCGCACUUCUCUCGCCUGGGCGAUGUGGAGGUCAAUGCCGGCCAGAACGCGUCUUUCCAGUGUAUGGCGGCAGGACGGGCUGCCGAGGCCGAGCGCUUCCUUCUCCAGCGGCAGAGUGGGGCGCUGGUGCCCGCGGCCGGUGUGCGGCACAUCAGCCACCGGCGCUUUCUGGCCACCUUCCCGCUGGCCGCCGUCAGCCGCGCAGAGCAGGACCUGUACCGCUGCGUGUCCCAGGCCCCGCGCGGCGCGGGUGUCUCUAACUUCGCGGAGCUUAUCGUCAAGGAGCCCCCCACUCCCAUCGCACCCCCGCAGCUGCUGCGUGCGGGCCCCACCUAUCUUAUCAUCCAGCUCAACACCAACUCCAUCAUCGGCGAUGGGCCGAUUGUGCGCAAGGAGAUCGAGUACCGCAUGGCGCGUGGCCCAUGGGCCGAGGUGCAUGCAGUCAGCCUGCAGACCUACAAGCUGUGGCACCUUGACCCUGACACCGAGUAUGAGAUCAGUGUGCUGCUCACGCGUCCCGGAGAUGGCGGCACUGGCCGCCCAGGUCCUCCACUCCUCAGCCGGACCAAGUGUGCAGAGCCCAUGCGGGCACCCAAAGGCCUGGCUUUCGCUGAGAUCUUGGCUCGCCAGCUGACCCUGCAGUGGGAACCACUGGGCUACAAUGUGACACGAUGCCACACCUACACGGUGUCCCUGUGCUAUUACUACACCCUGGGCAGCAGCCACAACCAGACCGUCCGCGAGUGUGUCAAGAUGGAGCGGGGCGUCAACCGCUACACCAUCAAGAACCUGCUGCCCUACCGGGACGUCCACGUGCGCCUGGUCCUCAGUAACCCCGAGGGGCGCAAGGAGGGCAAGGAGGUCACCUUUCAGACUGAUGAGGAUGUGCCUGGUGGGAUUGCGGCUGAAUCCUUGACCUUCACGCCACUGGAGGACAUGAUCUUCCUCAAGUGGGAGGAGCCCCAGGAACCCAAUGGCCUCAUCACUCAGUAUGAGAUCAGCUACCAGAGCAUCGAGUCCUCAGACCCUGCAGUGAACGUGCCAGGCCCCCGGCGUACCAUCUCCAAGCUCCGCAAUGAGACCUACCACGUCUUCUCGAACCUGCACCCAGGCACCACCUACCUGUUCUCCGUGAGGGCUCGCACGGGCAAAGGCUUUGGCCAGGCAGCGCUCACUGAGAUCACCACCAACAUCUCGGCUCCCAGCUUUGACUAUGCUGACAUGCCGGCACCCCUGGGCGAGUCGGAGAACACCAUCACCGUGCUCCUGAGGCCUGCACAGGGCCGUGGCGCGCCUAUCAGUGUGUACCAGGUAAUUGUGGAGGAGGAUCGGCCGCGGCGGCUGCGGCGGGAGCCAGGUGGCCAGGACUGCUUCCCAGUGCCUCUGACCUUCGAGGCAGCGCUGGCUCGUGGCCUAAUGCACUACUUUGGGGCCGAACUGGCGGCCAGCAGUCUGCCUGAGGCCAUGCCCUUCACCGUGGGUGACAACCAGACCUACCGUGGUUUUUGGAAUCCACCACUUGAGCCCAGGAAGGCCUACCUCAUCUACUUCCAGGCAGCAAGCCACCUGAAAGGGGAAACCCGGCUGAACUGCAUCCGAAUCGCCAGGAAAGCUGCCUGCAAGGAAAGCAAGCGGCCCCUGGAGGUGUCGCAGAGGUCGGAGGAGAUGGGGCUCAUCCUGGGCAUCUGUGCAGGGGGACUUGCUGUCCUCAUCCUCCUCCUGGGAGCCAUCAUUGUCAUCAUCCGCAAGGGGAAGCCAGUGAACAUGACCAAGGCCACCGUCAACUACCGCCAGGAGAAGACGCACAUGAUGAGCGCCGUGGACCGGAGCUUCACGGACCAGAGCACCCUGCAGGAGGAUGAGCGGCUGGGCCUGUCCUUCAUGGACGCCCCUGGCUACAGCCCCCGGGGAGACCAGCGCAGCAUUGGAGUCACCGAGGCCAGCAGCCUCCUGGGGGGCUCACCACGGCGUCCGUGUGGCCGGAAGGGCUCCCCGUACCACACGGGGCAGCUGCACCCUGCAGUGCGGGUGGCUGACCUCCUGCAACACAUCAACCAGAUGAAGACAGCCGAGGGCUAUGGCUUCAAGCAGGAGUACGAGAGCUUCUUUGAGGGCUGGGAUGCCACCAAGAAGAAGGACAAGCUGAAGGGAGGCCGGCAGGAGCCUGUGCCUGCCUAUGACCGGCACCGCGUGAAGCUCCACCCGAUGCUGGGAGACCCCAGUGCCGACUACAUUAAUGCCAACUACAUCGACGGUUACCACAGGUCAAACCACUUCAUAGCCACACAAGGGCCAAAGCCCGAGAUGAUCUAUGACUUCUGGCGCAUGGUGUGGCAGGAGCACUGCUCAAGCAUCGUCAUGAUCACCAAGCUGGUGGAGGUGGGCAGGGUAAGCAGGGCUGGGGGUGAACUGGGGUGGGUGGGCCUUGGGGCAGCGAGGGUUCCACUGAGUCCUGUCCUGUGGGGGCUGCAGGUAAAGUGCUCACGAUAUUGGCCAGAGGACUCAGACAUGUACGGGGACAUCAAGAUCACACUGGUGAAGACGGAGACGCUGGCUGAGUACGUGGUGCGCACCUUUGCCCUGGAGAGGAGGGGCUACUCUGCCCGGCACGAGGUCCGCCAGUUCCACUUCACAGCGUGGCCAGAGCACGGUGUCCCCUACCAUGCCACCGGGCUGCUGGCCUUUAUCCGGCGAGUGAAGGCCUCCACCCCACCCGAUGCCGGGCCCAUCGUCAUCCACUGCAGCGCUGGCACUGGCCGCACGGGUUGUUACAUCGUCCUGGAUGUGAUGCUGGACAUGGCGGAGUGUGAGGGUGUCGUGGACAUUUACAACUGCGUGAAGACCCUCUGCUCCCGGCGCGUCAACAUGAUCCAGACCGAGGAGCAGUACAUCUUCAUCCAUGAUGCAAUCCUGGAGGCCUGCCUGUGUGGGGAGACCACCAUCCCUGUCAACGAGUUCAAGGCCACUUACAAGGAGAUGAUCCGCAUUGACCCUCAGAGCAAUUCCUCCCAGCUGCGGGAAGAGUUCCAGACSCUGAACUCGGUCACACCGCCGCUGGACGUGGAGGAGUGCAGCAUCGCGCUGCUGCCCCGGAACCGCGACAAGAACCGCAGCAUGGACGUCCUGCCGCCCGACCGCUGCCUGCCCUUCCUCAUCUCCACCGACGGGGACCCCAACAACUACAUCAACGCAGCCCUGACUGACAGCUAUACGCGGAGUGCAGCCUUCAUCGUGACCCUGCACCCGCUGCAGAGUACCACCCCUGACUUCUGGCGCCUGGUCUACGACUACGGGUGCACCUCCAUCGUCAUGCUCAACCAGCUGAACCAGUCCAACUCCGCCUGGCCCUGCCUGCAGUACUGGCCGGAGCCGGGCCGGCAGCAGUACGGCCUCAUGGAGGUGGAGUUCGUGUCCGGCACCGCGGAUGAGGACUUGGUGGCCCGAGUGUUCCGGGUGCAGAACAUCUCUCGGCUGCAGGAGGGGCACCUGCUGGUGCGGCACUUCCAGUUCCUGCGCUGGUCUGCCUACCGGGACACGCCUGACUCCAAGAAGGCCUUCCUGCACCUGCUGGCUGAGGUGGACAAGUGGCAGGCUGAGAGUGGGGACGGACGCACCAUCGUCCACUGCCUAAAUGGAGGAGGCCGCAGCGGCACCUUCUGCGCCUGCGCCACGGUCCUGGAGAUGAUCCGCUGCCACAGCCUGGUGGAUGUUUUCUUUGCUGCCAAAACGCUUCGGAACUAUAAACCCAAUAUGGUGGAGACAAUGGAUCAGUACCACUUUUGCUACGAUGUGGCCCUGGAGUACCUGGAGGCUCUGGAGUCAAGAUAGCGGGGCCUCUGGCCUGGGGCACCCACUGUGCACUCAGGGCCAGGCCCACUGGCAAAGAGGACUUGUCCCCCCAACUCUGCUCAGCCAUAGUCCCACAGGGAAAGUGCCGGAGUGGACGCUGGGCCAUCUCGAUGGCCUCUUCCACGGUGUACAGCGCCUCUCACUGUAUCUGUGGGCAGGCUAUGGGCCAAGGAGGAGCUGAGCAAGACUUCAGCCCAGCCCCACCUCCAGAGGGUCCUGCAGGCCUGGGCUGAAAGGCCAGGCACAGUGACUGGGGCUCAGAACGGCCAGCUCUGGGAGACCCAGGCCAGGACCCUUGACUGCAUAYGAGCCCUUGCUAGAGAUGAGUGAGGCCUUGCAGAGCGAGUGUCCCAAGCCACAGGAAGAAAGGAGGAGGGUGCGCUGGGCUUGCCCCCUGGAAUCCCGUCUGGACCAGCCCCUGAGGGCUCGGCCCUGAUUUGCCAGUGGGACACACUGACCAUCCUCUUCAGGGGAACUGCCGUGCCCUCCUUCACCCCACUGCCUCCUGCAGCCCUGGGGUAUCUUGCUCACCACCCCUCUCCGCUGCUGCUUCCUGACGUGUGCUCUGAGCUUCCCAGAACCAGGAUCUGCCCGUGCCUCCCAGCCCCCCUCCCUGAGCCGCCAUCUGCAGAGUGAGGUCACCUCAGCCCUCUCUUCCCUUAGCCUUCAGGCCUUCAUGGCUCGGUCAUGCUCAGCUUGGCCAGUGACCGUCUGCGAGGCUGACCCACAGCCCCUGGGGUUGAGGCCCCUUUGGCUCCUGGUCAGGCUGCUCCCCGGGGCGGGGUGUGCURGAGCCCAGCUGGUCACAUCCCCUAGUUCGGAAGAAGAACUGAAUGGAGGAUCGAUGCUUUUUGUUUCUUUUGUUAUUUUUUGAUGGGUGGGUGGGAAGGUCUCCUAAAAAUGGGGCAGGCCACACCCCCAUUCCGUGCCUCAGUCUCCCCAUCUGUAAACUGUAGAUAUGACGACUGACCUACCUCGCAGGGGGCUGUGGGGAGGCAUAAGGURAUGUUU